This is a messenger RNA of Branchiostoma belcheri (Belcher's lancelet), 282 nucleotides long. RefSeq names its product molybdopterin synthase sulfur carrier subunit-like. The record is from RefSeq and is a predicted model, not a curated record. Gene Ontology annotation, biological process: Mo-molybdopterin cofactor biosynthetic process. Bases 1 to 282 code for a protein of 93 amino acids. Gene Ontology annotation, cellular component: cytosol. The transcript is spliced from 3 exons. Lineage: Eukaryota; Metazoa; Chordata; Leptocardii; Amphioxiformes; Branchiostomatidae.
AUGUCAAAGGUUAUGGCGGCAGCAGAAGUGCAGGUCAACCUUCUGUUCUUUGCCAAGAGCCGAGAGCUGGUUGGAUCAAAGGAGGCCACCUUGGCUGUCCCAGGCCAGACUACAUCAGCUCAGCUUCUAGCAGCUAUUGUGUCCAGGUAUCCCAGUCUUGCUGUGAUCUCCAACAACCUGGUGCUGGCUGUCAAUCAAGAAUACGUCGCCCCCGGCAACGACCUCUUGACCCUCCAGCCUGGAGAUGAGGUGGCAGUGAUCCCACCAAUCAGUGGAGGGUGA